AUGAACCCCUUCGCCUGGUCCCCGCCGCCGCCGCCGGGGCUCCCCCCGCCCUUCUUCUGCCCGCCGCCCACCUGGGAGCCCAGCUUCUGGGCUCCCCCCGCGCCCUUCCCGCCGCCCGGCCGCUACCCUCCUCCUGACGGCUACUCGUCCACCGACGGCUACUCGCAGCCCGCCGAGGGCUACUCGUCCACCAAGGGCUACUCGCAGCCCGCCGAGGGCUACUCGUCCACCGAGGGCUACUCGCAGCCCACUGAGGGCUACUCGUCCACCAAGGGCUAUUCGCAGCCCACUGAGGGCUACUCGUCCACCGACGGCUACUCGCAGCCCACUGAGGGCUACUCGUCCACCGACGGCUACUCGCAGCCCGCUGAGAGCUACCCCCAGCCUGCCAAGAGCUACCCGCCUGCCCAGAGCUACCCGCCGCCCACUGACAGCUACCCACCCGCCGAGAGUUACCUGCCACCCGCUGACAGCUACCCACCCGCUGACAGCUACCCGCCACCCAAGAGCUACCUGCCCCCUGAGAACUACCCGCCUGCUGACAGCUACCUGCCGCCCACCACCUGGUACCCUCCAGCCUACGGAGAGCGACCGCAGGGCCCGCGCUCUGGUGGAAAUGGCAAUUUUUCCCAGAAAUGGCAAGGCGAGCAAGCGCCUGGGUUUACCAAACGUUUUCCAGAAGAAAAUAACAAGCCAAAGACCAAAAAGAAAAAAGAGCCAGUUUUCUCUCAUUAUUGUGAUACCUGUGACCGUGGCUAUAAAAACCAGGAGAAGUAUGAUGAACAUAUUUCACAACAUAAACAGUGCACAGAAGAAGGUUGCAAUUUCAGCGCACACGAGAAGAUAGUUCAGAUACACUGGAAGAAUGCCCAUGCACCUGGUGCUAAAAGAAUAAAAUUAGAUAGUCCAGAAGAGAUCGCUAGGUGGAGAGAAGAAAGAAAAAAAAAUUUCCCUACAUUGGCAAACAUUGAAAGGAAGAAGGCAAUGCAGAUGCAGAAGGAAGAAAGGGGAGAAGUGCUGACUACCCAACAGUUUGGCAAAAUGAAAGGGAUGUGGAAACCUCCAGAAAAUGAAGGGAGGCUGGGGCAGCAAGGAAGACAGAGGAGAAGACAAAGGCGCCCGUUCUGGAAGAAAUUUAGGAAUAAUGGUGACAAUUAUAAUGUACAUAGAACGCAAAAUGAAGCCAAUGGACCAGAAAACGGCAUGUGUGAAAAGGAACAUGAAAAACGGCGUGCUUUGGCAGCUCAGCCAUACGUGAAGGACAUGGACCCUCUCAGUCUUCUGGCAAACAGUGAUGUUGAAUCCGACAAGGACGAAGCAGCAGCCGAAGACGGGAGGCUGGGAUUGACUGUUGUUCCCAAGCAGGUCACCUCUGCCCUGAGUUCGUUGUCAGCCAACUACGGCAGCGCAUCUGACAGCGAGCCCGAAGAAAUCCCUGUCAAGACUGCAACAAAAGCUGAGAAAAACCAGGCUGCGCUCAGAAAUACGCCUCAAACUACUUAUGUUCCUUCGAGUCGAGACCCAAACCAAAAAUGUCCAGAAUAUGCAGGCACGACGUUAAGAAGCUCGAAUUCAAAUGCACGUCCCCCCAGAGGGCCUGAUAACUGGGGCAAGAAAACAUUACCUCUCCUUCCGAAGCGCCGUCCAACUCUGCUGGAAAUGUUACUGGCCCAGGACAUCCGACACGAAAGGAACGUGAUUUUGCAGUGUGUUCGAUACCUCAUCCAAAAUAACGUGUUUGGACUUAAUUUUAAAUCAGAACCACAAGCUGAAACAGAGACUAAACAGUCCUCUACAACUACAGCAGAGUCUGUGACGGACAAACUUGAUGAAUCUAAUUGUUCUUGUAGCUCUGACCUUCAGUUAGCAGGAGGAGAAGAAGAUGCAUUAUUAAUAGCCCAGGGUGAGAAAGCACCCGUGGAUCAGACUUCGCAGAUGACUCACGUGGCAGAUGAGGACACAUGGGAAACCCCAUCAAUUCAGUGUGAAGAAGCACUGUAGAGGAUGUCUGUUGUGGACAGUAAAGCAAAGGCUCACAUUUUCUACCUGACUGAUGCUUUCUAAAAGACACCAGUAUAACAAAAUAAUCAUUAAAGUACAUACUGAGAGCUGUUAAAACCACUUUUCUCAUCUGUUCUGCCCGAGGUAGCCAUUUCCUUGUGAAAACAGCAUUCGUCUUGAAUAAUCUGGUUUCCCCGUGGCAGAAAGGCAGCAGUGGCACAGAGUAUGACCUUCCCUAGAGUAUGUGCAGAUCCCCACUUUUGAGCUUCAGGGCUCUGAGUGUUUUACCUCGUUACGAAAUGUGUGUCAGUCUGUCACCAGAGCCAAGUAGUGUUGCGGUAGGAUGGAUCUUCCUUAUGUGAAAUCGUGGUCUGGUGUGUCUGGGAGUAUCUGAGUGUCCAGAAGUAUUUCAGUGUACUUUUGAAAUGGUAAUUCAGUCCGUAUUUUUUUUUUCUUCAGCUGUUAUUUGAUACAAUAUAUCCAAUAUAAAUGUAAUAUAUCCAGUAUAAAAUGAAGAAAUGAAAUGGAAGAUGUAACUGACCUGGCUCUA
Haliaeetus leucocephalus (bald eagle) is the source of this 2551-nucleotide messenger RNA. RefSeq names its product nuclear fragile X mental retardation protein interacting protein 1 (gene NUFIP1). The coding region runs from base 1 to 2001 and encodes 666 amino acids. Gene Ontology annotation, molecular function: RNA binding. The transcript has 10 exons. NCBI's taxonomy places the organism in Eukaryota, Metazoa, Chordata, Aves, Accipitriformes, Accipitridae. The record is from RefSeq and is a predicted model, not a curated record. Gene Ontology annotation, biological process: box C/D snoRNP assembly. Gene Ontology annotation, cellular component: nucleus.